Nakaseomyces glabratus is the source of this 1053-nucleotide messenger RNA. It is a transcript of the gene GOR1, whose product is annotated as glyoxylate reductase. The record is from RefSeq and is a predicted model, not a curated record. Lineage: Eukaryota; Fungi; Ascomycota; Saccharomycetes; Saccharomycetales; Saccharomycetaceae. Gene Ontology annotation, molecular function: oxidoreductase activity, acting on the CH-OH group of donors, NAD or NADP as acceptor; NAD binding.
AUGGCUAAACCAAUUAUCUUAAGACUUGGAAGUUUGACUUUUGCGCAACCGCAAUGGAAAGAAGUGGAGGAGAUUGCAGAUGUUAUCACUGUCGAUGAUUCAAUGACCAGGGAGCAAUUCUUGAAAGAAUUAAAGAAUCCUGAGAGUAAGUUAAGCAAAGUGAGUGUGAUUACCAGGACUGUUGGUAGUGCCUCGCAAACCGGUUUGUUUGAUGAAGAGAUUGCAAAGGCUUUACCUGACUCUGUCAUUGCAAUUUGUCACACAGGUGCAGGGUACGACCAAAUACAGGUACAGUAUUUCAAAGAAAGACACAUACAGGUUGCGAAUGUUCCUGAAAUUGUUAGUAAUGCCACUGCUGAUACUCAUGUUUUUUUACUACUUGGAGCCCUAAGGAAUUUUGCUUAUGGACACCAUAACAUUCUUGCAGGGAAAUGGCAAGAAGUUACUAGUGCAGCUGAGACACCUUUCGGUUAUGAUCCAGACGGCAAAACUGUUGCUAUUUUAGGUCUCGGGAGGAUAGGCAGAGCUAUAGUUGAUAGGUUAAAACCAUUUGGCUUCGGUAAAUUCAUCUAUCAUAAUAGACACAGACUACCAGAAGAUGAAGAAAAUGGUUGUGAAUACGUUGCCUCAAUAGAUGACUUUUAUCAGCAGGCAGACGUAAUCUCAAUUAAUAUUCCAUUGAAUACACAUACUAAGCACUUAGUUAAUAAAGAGGCCUUUGAUAAAAUGAAAGAAGGUGUUGUUAUUGUCAAUACUGCGAGAGGGCCAGUUGUAGAUGAAAAGGCUUUGAUUGCGGCUUUGAAAUCGGGUAAAGUUAGAGGUGCCGGAUUAGAUGUGUUCGAGGAUGAACCACAUAUACCAAAGGAAUUGUUGGAAUUGCCUCAAGUUCUUACAACUCCCCACAUGGGUACACACUCAGUUCAAACCAGAUGGAGAAUGGAGAAACUUGUCCUAGAUAAUGCCAUAUCUGCUUUGAAGACUGGAAAAGUUAUCACACCAGUCCCUGAAAUUCAAAAUGACAAUUGGAUUGAGGAGAUUCAACCCGUCAUCUAA